Episyrphus balteatus (marmalade hoverfly) is the source of this 1620-nucleotide messenger RNA. RefSeq lists its product as uncharacterized. NCBI's taxonomy places the organism in Eukaryota, Metazoa, Arthropoda, Insecta, Diptera, Syrphidae. The transcript is spliced from 4 exons. The record is from RefSeq and is a predicted model, not a curated record. The coding region runs from base 758 to 1483 and encodes 241 amino acids.
AUCGACCACGAAUGGUAUAAAGGACACGCGAUUUUGCUUUUAACACUUCCAUUUGCUUUUUCGCGUUUGGCUCGCUUUUGUGAGAAUACCCUUUUGUAGCACAAUUAUUGUGACAUUUUGAUUCUAAUUUGCUUAGAAAUUGCUUAACUUGCGUAACAAAAAAAAAAUUAUUAAAAAAUCCUUACCAUAUCCUUAAGGGUGCUUUGGCAAAUUAUCUCUAUUUUUUUGUUUUCCUUGUUAGCCGGUUCAAAACAAGUUUUCGUGUGGUGUCUGUUGUGGGUGUGAACUUAGAAGAAAUAGAAAAAAAAAAAAAAAUAUUUCGUUCGUGUAUUCGUUUUCUUAAAUGGUGUCCUGUCCUCAGUCCUGACUGAAAGGACUUAAUUGUUUUCCUCCUUUUUUUUUCUUGCUUGUGCAAUCAAAAUAGAAAGAAAAAAUAAAAAUAGAAAAAAAUAAUUUACUCGUGUUGAGUGGUGGCAAGCAAGAGCGGUUGUUUUGUGUUUUCUCUGAGAUUGGUUGUGAUUGAUUAGCAAAUUGAUUUCGUGUCGUCGUAAUUAUCCUUGAGAGUACGUACGACGUUUUCAUUGUUAUUUGUGUUUUUUUUUUCUAUCCUCGGGAAAUAGCGAGCGUUUGUGCUUUAACGCUUUUUUACAAGAAAAAAAAAGUCUUAACCUAUUUUUAUUGUUUAUUAUUACCAACAUCUGUAAAAUCUACAGGACUAAGCAUCAAUCAGAAAUAUUAUAUUUACAUCAAAAUCAACAUGUUUUGGAUACUACGAAGAACUGGAGCAGUAAAUUUUUUCAAUUCACUGAAUAAUAACUGCAGCUCAUCGAAGAACAAUAAUAACAACACAAAUGACAAGUACGUGAAACGUCCCCCUCGCAAAGCUUACGGCCGACUGAGUGUGGAUUCAGAUGAUGGUUCCUCAAUGAAGAACAAUAUCGACGAUCCCUUCGAUGAUCUGGAGAAUUUUGAAAUGAUUUCGUCAAAGGACAAUGGCGGCACGAAAACAGCACAACACCGUCACCAUCCUGCGGAUAAUGAUGGCCAUCGCCAUCACGACAUGCAGGGUAACUUUGUUGAGAAUGAUUCUGACUUGGAAUUAGAUGGACCAUCGAAAAACGCCACACGACAACAGAAGGAGAUUAACGCAAAUACUAUAAGCCGAUUACAGGCAAUGGCCAUGUCCGACGAUGAGGAUUAUGAUGAGUCCUUGACUUGUAAUGUGUGUGAUAGAGCCUUUCAUUGUCACAGGCAGUUGGCGUCUCAUCAACAGAAAAAGCGACAUUUCGGAUGUGGUGGCUGUGAUAGCUUAUUCCCUUCCCUAAUGCUACUUGAACAUCACAAGGAAGAAUUCGAACAUUGGAGUGACGAUGAAAUAAGUCGAAGGAUAUGCUGUCGUCGGAAUCGUGGUGACGACUAUUUCACAGACACGGACUCAUUUACCAGCGAAGCAGAAAGCGAAGACCUUGAACGUCUUUUAUAAGACACAGAAACCAAAACCUAAAUCAUUAUUUUUCUUUAUACAUUAUAAUUCACACUUCACCUCGGUAUAGUGUAAUUUGCAUUGUAAAUAGUCAUAGACGAUAUACAAAAAAAUAUAUUACUAUAUAAAAAAUACAA